UGUAGGCAGGGUUUGUGCCACCCCCUAGCCUUUCCCUCUGGAUCAGUGAGGGCUCCUCCUCCAUCCUGCCCUGAGCUGGGUGUCAGGUAAGCAGGGCUGUGGCCUGAUGAUAUUCCCCAUCCCCCCCUCCCCCCCAGUUAAGAGAGCAGCUCCUGGUGUUGCAGCUUGGCUCUGGGGUCUGCCUUGUAUCCCAGUGCCAGUCUGCCUCUGCUGGCAGUGCUUAACCAAAGUCUGCAUGAGCUUGCCCCGCCGGGCUUGGUCUGGGGCUUUUCCUUCCCCCAGGGCUGUGAGGGCUGAGGCAGGCAUGAGCUCGGGCAGCACAGUGAGAGGCAGUGCUGCAAGAUGUGUGCCCUGCUCUGCAGGCUGGGGAAGGCUUUAGUCCCAGCUCCUGGGCACCUCAAAGCCUGGGCAGGGGGAGGAACGAGGUGUGCCUGGGGCUGGGAGAGGCACUCGGAGGAUGCCUCUCCCUUCCCUGAUUUGUAAAUCCUUCCCUGCUCUAGGGGAAGUGCCCCGGUCCCAGGUGCUCGGCUCCCAGCUGGCUGGUGCAGGUUCUGGCCCACGGAGCUGUAUCUUGUCUCCCCGAGGCUGGGCUGUCCCCCCUCAGGGGAAGGGGUUGCUCUGGCCUGGUGCCAGGCAGGGUGCUGAGCGCUGCUCCCCUGGCACUUCGGCUCGCAGAAAGCCCUUCUCUCUGCGCAGCCCCCCCACUGCCUGCAGCUCGGUCUGUUUCUCCAGUCUCCUUGGUGACAAUCUCAUUGCUCUUCGGCUUCUCUCCAGCACCCUAAAAUAGCUGCCGGGGUGCGAGGACGAAAGGGGAGAGGCAUGCUCCCUUCCCUGCUGCCAGCACCCCUUUGGUAGCCGGGCCGGAGCCAGGCGGCCCUGGCUCAGUGGCUGUCUCUUACAGCUGCACUAAGCAGUCUGUCCCCAUCGCACCCCCUGCAUUGCUGCAUGGCAAGUGCCAGGCAGGACUGGGCCACUUGCUGUGCCUUUGUGCUGCCCUGGGCCUAGCCAUGCCCUGAUGCUGCUGCCCAGCCCCCUGUCUUCAUCCCUCCUCUUCCUCCCUGCACCCCACCCUCUUGAGGCGGGGGCUUUGCCCCUCUUAUCCUUGGCUGGGUGCUUGGGGCUGGUUCCCCCCUCCCUUCUUGCAAUCAGCGUGUAUUUUGGGAAGCUGUCAACUGUGAUUUAAACCCUGGCCUGGCCUGGCAGGGUCACAGAGUGGUUGAGGUUGGAAGGGACCUCUGGAGAUCAUCUCAUCCAACCCCGCUGCUCAAGCAGGGUCACCUAGAACAUGUUGCACAGGAUCGCGUCCAGGCGGGUUUUGAAUAUCUCUGGAGAAGGAGAUUCCACAGCCUCUCUGGGCAACCUGCUCCAGUGCUCUGUCACCCUCACAGCAAAGAAGUUUUUCCCCAUAUUCAGAUGGAACUUGCUGUGUUUCAGUUUGUGCCCAUUGCUUCUUGUCUUGUUGCUGGGCAUCACUGAAAAUAGUCUGGCCCCAUCCUCUUGACACCCUCCCUUUAGGUAGCUGUAUAUGUUGAUAAGAUCCCCUCUCAGUCUUCUCUUCUCCAGGCAAAACAGGCCCAGCUCUCUCAGCCUUUCCUCGCAAGAGAGAUGCUCCAGUCCCCUAAUCAUCUUUGUAGCCCUACGCUGGACUCUCUCCAGUAGUGCCAUGUCUCUCUUGUACUGGGGAGCUCAGAAUUGGGCACAGCACUCCAGAUGUGGCCUCACCAGGGCUGAGUAGAGGGGGUGGAUCACCUCCCUUGACCUGCUGGCAACACUUCCUAAUGCACCCCAGGAUACCACUGGCCUUCUUGGCCACCAAGGCACAUUGCUGCCUCAAGGUUAACUUGUUGUCCACCAGGACCCCCAGGUCCUUAUCCACAGAGCUGCUCUCCAGCAGGUCAGUCCCCAGCCUGUCCUGGUGCAUGGGGUUAUUCCUCCCUAGGUGCAGGACCCUGCACUUGCCUUUGCUGAACUUCAUGAGGUUCCUCUCCGCCCAGCUGUCCAGCCUGUCCAGGUCUCUCUGAAAGGCAGCUCAGCCCUCUGGUGUAUCAGCCACUGCUCCCAGUUUGGUAUCGUCAGCAGACUUGCCGAGGGCACGCUCUGUCCCUUCAUCUGGGUUACUGAGGAAUAAGUUGAACAGCAUCUCCCACUUGCUGCCCUGUGACCUGGGGACCCUGCAGCCCCCCUGUGGGCUGGGCUGCAGCCGUCCCCGUGGUCAGCCGGAGCCACUGUGUCCCUGGGCUCCCCAUGGGCAGGACCAGCGGCCACAGGCCCGCACGCCCACGGCGGCUCCUGGCCUGGCACGGCAGCCAGCCAAGGGGUUAUUUGAACCUUCCUGAAAUAGAAACGGAGCCGGGAGCAAGCAGAGGGUGGGAGGCGGUGGCCCAGCGGGGCGAGGAAAGAGGUUCCCCACUGGCAAUGAGAUCCCCCCCAACAUGACACCGUGGGGAAGGGCUGAACCAAAGAGGACUCAGGGGUGGCGCUGGGGAUGUGGGACCCCAGGGGCAAAGGGACCAGGGUCUGGGCUGAGCUGUCCCCCUGUCCUCAGCUGCUGUGGCUGCUCCCAGCCUGGGACAGGGGCCUGCCCUCCUCCCGCACCCCUGAGGGCGGUGAGGGUAUGAUAGCCCCCAUCUCCAUUCCUGCUGGCAUCCCUGGGGGCAGGCAGGGUGGGGGGCAGUGUGGUCCAGGCCCCAGCAGCAUCUGAGCAUGCAGGGCUGCAUCCUGCGAGGUGCUGAGUGCUGCCUGUGGAGGAAAGGGUUCUGCGAAGGGCAGGUUUUCUGUCCAUCACCCCCCGCAUCCCCAGAGCCACUGCUGUCCCCCCAGGCCGCCGCCCCCAGCAGGGGCUGUGGUCUGGGGCGGCACGGCGGCGGCUGCAGGCGCGGCAGCCCAGCGGCCCCCCCCCGGCGGUGGCGGGGACAUGGCUGGCAUUGCUCACUGACACCCUAUCUGCCAGGCCCCGGAGCAGCCGCUGGCCCAGAAUAGCAGCACUGCCCUGCAGUCGGCAUGGAGCAGCUCCCGAGCCCCACUGCUCCCCAGAUGUCGCUGCUGAAUGCUGAUGCCCGCCCAGAGGAGGAAGGUCCAGCUGCAGGGUUUCUGGAGGCGCCAUGCACCAAGGAGGAGGAGGAAGAGGACGAGGACAGGUGGAGGGGCACGAGGCCCAUCACCUUCACGCUGGGCAUCGAGAUGCUGGGGCUGGGGCCGGGCCCGGACAGUGAGUUUCAGAGCCCCGACGCCGAGGUCUACAUGCACUUCAUGAGGAGCCACUGCUGCUACGACGCCAUCCCCACCAGCUGCAAGCUCGUCGUCUUUGACACCACCCUGGAGAUCAAGAAGGCCUUUGUGGCGCUGGUGGCCAACGGGGUGCGGGCAGCCCCGCUCUGGGACAGCAAGAUGCAGAGCUUCGUGGGGAUGCUCACCAUCACUGACUUCAUCAACAUCCUGCACCGCUACUACCGCUCGCCCCUGGUGCAGAUCUACGAGGUGGAGGAGCACAAGAUCGAGACGUGGAGAGAGGUGUAUCUGCAAGGCUCCUUCAAGCCACUGGUCCACAUCUCCCCGAGCGAUAGCCUCUUCGACGCUGUCUACUCCCUCAUCAAGCACAAAAUCCACCGGCUGCCUGUGAUCGAGCCUGUCUCGGGGAACGUCCUGCACAUCCUCACUCACAAGCGCAUCCUCAAGUUCCUCCACAUCUUCGGCUCCACCAUCCCCAAGCCGCACUUCCUGAAGAAGACGGUGCAGGAGCUGUGUGUCGGCACCUUCCGCGAUGUGGCCGUCGUGCCCGAGUCUGCCCCCAUCUAUGCCGCACUGGAGAUCUUUGUGGACCGCCGCGUCUCCGCACUGCCGGUUGUCAACGACGCAGGGCAAGUGGUCGGCCUCUACUCAAGGUUUGACGUCAUUCACCUGGCAGCCCAGAAGACCUACAACAACCUGGACAUCAGUGUGCGGGAGGCCCUGCGGCAGCGCAGCAUCUGCCUGGAGGGGGUCCUGAUCUGCUACCCCCAUGAAACCAUGGAGGACAUCAUCGACCGCAUUGCCGAGGAGCAGGUCCAUCGUCUGGUGCUGGUGGACGAGAACCGGUACCCGCGGGGCAUUGUCUCCCUCUCCGACAUCCUCCAGGCCCUCGUGCUCACACCCGCAGGUAUUGAUGCUCUUAACUCUUAGCCCACGAUGCUCCGGCUUUCUCCAGUUGCACCCUCCAUUUCUCUCCACUUCAGGCAUUGACUGAUGCUCGCUCCGAAGACGCCACGAAGCACCACUGGCUUGCCCGACUCGGGAGCCUCUCGCGUGGCCCUGGCUAUGCCCCGGGCCGCAUCAGGGCUGUGGAAGGAGGCUCGGAGGCUCCCUGUGGAGGGGGUCUGCCCACCCCCUCGGCCCCGGGACUCACCUCGAGGCCCCGGGAGCGUCUGCCCCGAGGGUGCCGGCGGGGAUACUGGGCAGGCGCCGUGCCACAGGGCGCUGCACUGCACCCCAGCGGGGACCCACAGCACCCCGGGGGCUCGGCUGCGCCGUCUCCCCCAUCCCGGCCACCCCGGGCCCAUCCUGCUGCUGGACCGGAGAGCUUUGGCCCCCUCUGCCCGCCGGCACGUGCUGCCGGCCGUGCCUGGUGCCCCGGGCUGGGGGUGGGACGCGCGUGGGUAGCACAGGUGCCGCUGCACGCACCGGCUUGUUUAUUGUAGGGUCGCGCGGGGCUGGAGCCCCCUGGCAGAGGCUGGUGCCUGGACAGUCCUCAGAGCUGGCAGUGGGGGGACCCUUCAGGUGUUUGGGGUGGGGGGUUCGCUGUCCCGUUCAGCCACGUGCUAAUAAACCAGUCUUCUCCAG
This is a messenger RNA of Dromaius novaehollandiae (emu), 4815 nucleotides long. RefSeq names its product protein kinase AMP-activated non-catalytic subunit gamma 3 (gene PRKAG3). The record is from RefSeq and is a predicted model, not a curated record. NCBI's taxonomy places the organism in Eukaryota, Metazoa, Chordata, Aves, Casuariiformes, Dromaiidae. Gene Ontology annotation, cellular component: nucleus; cytoplasm; nucleotide-activated protein kinase complex. Bases 3001 to 4158 code for a protein of 385 amino acids. The transcript has 13 exons. Gene Ontology annotation, molecular function: AMP binding; protein kinase binding; protein kinase regulator activity. Gene Ontology annotation, biological process: regulation of catalytic activity; protein phosphorylation.